GCUCGGAACUCCUGUAAACAAACGCCUCGCCAAACAUUCGGAAGAAAAACACUCCUUUUCCCGUCGCUCGAGACUCAACCCACCAUUGGAACCGUUGAACCACAGAACCGCUGAACCACUGAGCUACUGAACCGGCACCAGCCUCUCGUCGACGUGAUGGAUCAGCAGCAGCAGCAACAACAACAGGGAGCCGGCAGCGGGGCACAGGUCAACCGCGCCUCUGGAGUGCCACUCUCCGAUUUCCUGCUGCAACUUGAAGACUACAACCCGACGAUCCCGGAUGCUGUUACAGCCUAUUAUCUCAACUCCUCAGGCUUUGAAGCUGCUGAUGGAAGGCUCGUGCGCCUGAUCUCCCUGGCGGCGCAGAAGUUCAUCUCGGACAUCACCAACGACGCCCUCCAGCACUGCAAGAUGCGCGGGUCCCAGCAGUCCAGCAGCAAGACGAAGGGCAAGGACAAACGCUACACCCUCACUAUGGAGGACCUGACGCCCGUGCUGGCCGAGUACGGGAUCUCCGUCAAGAAGCCGCACUACUACAUCUGAGGGCCCGGGCGUGCUUAUGCUGUGCUGUUCGCGUGUGUUGUCUGGUUUAGUGUAGAUGGGGGGGAGUGUGUUGAUGCCGUGCGGUCUCUUGUUUAUUUAUGGUUUGCUGUUUGGUUGGGUCUGUUUAGGAGAGGCUGUUGCUUUUGGCUGUCUCGUAAGUAAGUAUUGGUUAUUAUUAUUAUUAUUAUUAUUGUUUUCAUUAUUGUUGUAAUUUUGGUCUUCCUUUUAAGGAGAGCGUUCCUGGCUAGGGAGACUAAUUACUUUGGAUGGUUAUCUUAUCAUUAUAAUUACUCUUAUUAUCAUUAUUUAGUUAUUUGUAGACCUCCUGUUCUUUAUUAUCCUUUGCUCCUUUCUCCCAUCAUGUUCUUCAGUGUUUCACGGGACUAACUGAUGAGAGACAGAUAUAUUUAGUCCUCAGUAUGUAUGUCUUUUAGAAACAGAGGUUUUUCAUCUUUGUCUCUAUAUUUCUAUGAAGAGAUUGAUAGGAUUUUUUUAUAAGGUUAACAGAUUUUUUUUAUAGUUGAAUAUUACUCCACAUUGCAGUUCGUUGUAUUUGUAGUUUAGAAAACUUUUUUCGGGUAUAAUUAAUACGAAAUUAGAAAAAAACGAUUUCUUGUGAAUAAAAUGGCAAUUCUGAAUGGAAGUUGAAUAAUUGUGUAUGAUAAUAAAAAAAUAUUUAAAACUCU
Molecule: messenger RNA, 1229 nt
Organism: Penaeus indicus
Lineage: Eukaryota; Metazoa; Arthropoda; Malacostraca; Decapoda; Penaeidae
Product: transcription initiation factor TFIID subunit 10-like
Exons: 6
Coding region: 157-543 (128 amino acids)
Biological process (GO): transcription initiation at RNA polymerase II promoter
Cellular component (GO): nucleus; transcription factor TFIID complex; SAGA complex
Molecular function (GO): RNA polymerase II general transcription initiation factor activity; promoter-specific chromatin binding
Source: RefSeq, a predicted model, not a curated record